This is a messenger RNA of Penicillium hordei, 459 nucleotides long. RefSeq lists its product as uncharacterized. The transcript is spliced from 2 exons. The coding region runs from base 1 to 459 and encodes 152 amino acids. Lineage: Eukaryota; Fungi; Ascomycota; Eurotiomycetes; Eurotiales; Aspergillaceae. The record is from RefSeq and is a predicted model, not a curated record.
AUGACAAUUUACCUAAUUGUCCUAUACAUUAAGAGCCGAAAUUCUAAGGAUACAGGGGUGCAGCCUUCACCAACACUUGGACCCGUCACAUCCACGACAAAUGACGAAAUCAUCGUCUGGCCCACACAAACCAUCAAAUCUUACAACGUUCCAGAAACCAAGUUGACAGAAACCUAUCCUGCUGGUGAGCCUAAAACCAGCACAUUGACAGCCGAUACACCCGAACCAACAGACUGGAGCCCUGGGGGGUCCUCCAUUUGCGGCACUACUAUCGGCGACGAUUUGAGUCCUACCUGUAAGGCAGCCUGGGAGAAAUACGACGAUGAUACAGUCUACACGAAGAAGACAAGCAGACAUGAUUCGACCACCGUUGGCAUGGGCUGUACAGCUGAAUACUCGUGUUCUGAGGACAGCGAUUACACGCCUGGGUUGAAUGGAGCGCAGCUAAAGGGACUGUAA